Messenger RNA from Opisthorchis viverrini, 540 nucleotides. RefSeq lists its product as hypothetical. Lineage: Eukaryota; Metazoa; Platyhelminthes; Trematoda; Opisthorchiida; Opisthorchiidae. The transcript is spliced from 3 exons. The record is from RefSeq and is a predicted model, not a curated record. The coding region runs from base 1 to 540 and encodes 179 amino acids.
AUGAAGUCAACCGAUGAAGCCAAUAUACGAGGUUCUGAAGCUCGGGUCGCGUUCGUUGAUUUAAGACGUCUAUGGUGGCUUAGCGGUACGCGUAUGGAUCUCAAGGGACAUGUGUAUCAGGCUAAAGUGCCAGCUGCUCACUUAACCGGAAUCGGACCGUUUCGAAAAUGUCACGAGUUUUUACCUCAACCUGUGAAAAAUAAUGUCAGUUUCCCCCAGGUCAUAGUUGCAAAAUCACAUCACAUCAAGCAAUCGUUGAGCAUUUUCGAAGUCAAACAACUGACGUUGUGGGGAACCAUAGCCCACGACUGGUUCCGUCCUUCUUGGGGCUCAUCAGGUAGGCGCAAUCCCAGAGGUUCCGUCAACCUUAUGUUCUACUCGAACCCAAAUUGGACUCAUUUACAUCUCAAUUUGGUUUCCACGAGAGACUCAACUGAAUCUCUCGUUUGUGAUAUUCUUCAACUGAAUGUGCUGCACACAGUAGUUCCGUUUAUGAUAAUAUACUGCGAUAUCUCGAAUAUCGUGCCAGCUGAAACAUGA